Molecule: messenger RNA, 3396 nt
Organism: Onychostruthus taczanowskii (white-rumped snowfinch)
Lineage: Eukaryota; Metazoa; Chordata; Aves; Passeriformes; Passeridae
Gene: SLC44A2
Product: solute carrier family 44 member 2
Exons: 22
Coding region: 147-2288 (713 amino acids)
Biological process (GO): transmembrane transport; choline transport
Cellular component (GO): membrane
Molecular function (GO): choline transmembrane transporter activity
Source: RefSeq, a predicted model, not a curated record
GGCGGAUUUUGGGGGGGGGGCCGUGACGGAGGCGGGGUCGCCUGAGCCCAGCCCAGCCCAGCCCGGCCCAGCCCAGCCCGGCCCGGCGCGGACGGGAACGGGAACGGGAACGGCGGCGGCUCCGGGGGCUCGGGGCGCUCGCCGGGAUGGGGGGACACGGGGACAACUACUACGGCAAGCACGGGACGCCACAGAAGUAUGACCCCACUUUCAAAGGUCCCAUCUAUGACAGGGGCUGCACUGACAUCGUCUGCUGCGUGCUGCUGGUGGUGGCCAUCGUGGGCUACGUGGUGGUCGGCGUCGUGGCCUGGACCCACGGGGACCCCCGGAAGGUGAUCCACCCCACGGACAGCCGCGGGCAGUUCUGCGGGCAGCAGGGGACCCCCAACGAGAAAAAACCUUUCCUUUUUUACUUUGACAUCGUCAAGUGCGCGAGCCCGCUGGUGCUGCUGGAGUUCCAGUGCCCGACCACGCAGAUCUGCGUCAGCAAAUGUCCAGACCGGUACACGACGUACCUGACGGCCUACGGGAACCCCGCGGCGCUGGAAUAUUACCGGAAUUUCUGCACCCCCGAGUUCAAGAGCUCGCAGAAGGCUCCCCUGGAGGUGCUGAGGGACAAGGAGUGUCCGGCCAUGCUCAUUCCCAGCACGCCACUGGCGCGGAGAUGCUUCCCAGCCAUCCAGGCCAAGAAGGGCGUCAUCAUGGUGGGCAACGAGACCACCUACGAUGACGGGCACGGGCGCCGCAGGAACGUCACCGAGCUGCUGGAAGGGGCCAAAAAAGCCAACGUGGUGCUGGAGACCCGGCAGCUGGCCAUGAAGAUCUUCGAGGAUUACACGGUGUCCUGGUACUGGAUCAUCAUAGGCCUCGUCAUUGCCAUGGUGGCCAGCCUCAUCUUCAUCGUCCUGCUGCGCUUCCUGGCCGGGAUCAUGGUGUGGGUGAUGAUCGUGAUGGUGAUCCUGGUGCUGGGAUACGGAAUCUUCCACUGUUACAUGGAAUAUGCCAAGUUAAAAGGGGAAGCGGGGUCGGAUGUGUCCCUGACUGACCUGGGCUUCCAGACCGACCUCCGUGUCUACCUCCACCUGCGGCAGACGUGGCUGGCGUUCCUGAUCAUCCUGUGCGUGCUGGAGCUGGUGAUCAUCCUGCUGCUCAUCUUCCUGCGCAAGAGGAUCCUCAUCGCCAUCGCGCUCAUCAAGGAGGCCAGCAGGGCCGUCGGUCACGUCAUGUCGUCGCUGCUGUUCCCCUUGUGCACCUUCUUCUUGUUGUGCCUCUGCAUCGCCUACUGGGCCAGCACGGCCGUCUUCCUGUCCACCUCCAACGAGGCCGUUUACAAGGUGUUCAACGAGUCCGCGUGCCCAUUCUCUGGGCACACCUGCCAGCCCGAGACCUUCAACACCAGCAACGUCACCAAGCUGUGCCCCGACGCCCAGUGCCUCUUCGCGUUCUACGGCGGUGAGACCGCCUAUCACAAGUACCUCAUCGUGCUCCAGUUCUUCAACGUCUUCAUGUUCUUCUGGCUCGCCAACUUUGUCAUCGCGCUGGGCCAGGUGACGCUGGCAGGUGCCUUCGCCUCCUACUACUGGGCCUUCAAGAAGCCCGACGACAUGCCGGCCUUCCCGCUCUUCUCCGCCUUCGGCCGCGCGCUCCGGUACCACACCGGCUCGCUGGCCUUCGGCUCGCUGGUGCUGGCCAUCGUCCAGGUCAUCAGGGUCAUCCUGGAGUACCUGGACCACCGGCUGAAAGCUGCCGAGAACAAGUUUGCCAAGUUCCUCCUGGGCUGCCUCAAGUGCUGCUUCUGGUGCCUGGAAAAAUUCAUCAAGUUCCUCAACAGGAACGCCUACAUCAUGAUCGCCAUCUACGGCACCAACUUCUGCACCUCGGCCCGGAACGCUUUCUUCCUGCUGAUGAGGAACAUCAUCAGGGUGGCUGUGUUAGAUAAAGUCACGGAUUUCCUCUUCUUCCUCGGGAAGCUCCUCAUCGUGGGAAGCGUGGGAAUCCUCGCCUUCUUCUUCUUCACCCAGCGGAUAAAGCUGGUCCAGGACACGGCGCCGCCGCUGAAUUACUACUGGGUCCCGAUUUUGACGGUGAUCGUGGGCUCCUACCUCAUUGCCCACGGGUUCUUCAGCGUGUACGGCAUGUGCGUGGACACCCUCUUCCUCUGCUUCUGUGAAGAUCUGGAGAGAAACGAUGGAUCUCCGGAGAGGCCUUACUACAUGUCCCCCGAGCUCAGCGAGAUCCUGCUGAAGGGGCACCUAGAACCUUCCAAAAGCACCGAUAGCCAAGGCUAGGGCCUGGCGCCGGGCGGAGGCCACGGGACCCUCCCGUCCCCCUGACCCCAGCAGCGACUCCCACGGUGCCACUGUGUCCCCUGGAAGUCCUUCGAGGGUGGCGGGUGCCGACCCUCAGCGCCCGAUGGUGUCCAAUCUACCUUCCUGCCCAAAAAUUCGUGUUCCUGCGUCGAGAGAACCCACCCGGAGUCGGUUGGGGGUCCCGGAAGCGCUCAGCGAGGAGCGCGGUGCCUGGAGAUCAUCGUGGUUUUUGGGGCAGAGAUCUUUGCUCCUGAGGGAGGGCCGGCGUGGCUGGCACGAGGGAUCCGGCGUGGAGGGAUUGGUGGGAUGGGCCGAGUGGGUUCCGCCACCCCAAACUGGUCUCUGGGCGUUUCCUCUGUGUCUGCUUCAGCCAAGAGCAGUGAAACUUUCUUUUGCCCUUUCCUCACCCCUUUCUUUCUGAUUUUCUCACCCUUUUCCUCCCCCGCCCCGUCUCUAUGCAAACCACAGAAUUUUUUGAAGGAUUUCGGGCGAGGUUGCAGAGCUUUGGCUUCACUUGUCCCUGUCCCCGUCCCAGCCAUCACAGGAGCUGUCACCGGUGGCCUUUGGGACUUGGUGGCCGCUGGGACUUGGAGGGUUUCACUCCAGGCAUGGGGGGAGUCAGGAUUUCUCCUCCAGAAAGCCCAGAAAUGAUCAAGAUUUUAAAAAAAACCAGCUUUUGUGCCUCAGCCACAGCUCCCAGCCAGACCCUGCCAGGACAAAGCCCUGGUGUUGAUGCUCCCAUUUCCAUCCCAGAAGGAUCCAAGUCCCUCUCAAAACACCCCCUGGGCAUUGUGAGCCCGGAGCUUUGUGGCUUUGUUUGGUUUUGGGGUGUUGUUUUUCCACGGCUGGGAUUUUCCAACCUCACCGGCGCGUCAGGAACGAGGGGAAUCGCUUUGCGUUGGCUCCAGAGCUGUUGGGAAGAGCUAAGGCGUCCCUCCUGCCCUUGGCUCUGUUCAACUUUCCCCCGCUGAGAAACAAAACACCCAAAUUCCCUUUUUCUUCCCAAUCCCUGCGGGCCGUUCCCAGCUUUGCUGUGUCAGAGAGAGAAAAACCCCGUUCGGCGAUGAGCCCGGGGACUUUGGGACCC